This is a messenger RNA of Thlaspi arvense, 1434 nucleotides long. The record is from the annotation of a GenBank genome assembly. Lineage: Eukaryota; Viridiplantae; Streptophyta; Magnoliopsida; Brassicales; Brassicaceae.
AUGGCGGAUUUUAGAUCCAGGUGUUGGAGUCUGAGAUCCGUAAUCGUACUUUUGAUCAAUUUCGCAGCUUUCGCUUUCGUUUCGGCUGAGAGGAGCUUCAAAGGAAAAUCUCUCUCACAAUCACAAACGCGGGAAAGUGAUGAUGAACCCAGUUUCUACCUCAGAGCUGUGAAUUUUCUCUGGGAAUCUAAUCAAACAGGUUAUCAUCAUAUCUGGCCCGAAUAUGAGUUUAAUUGGCAAAUCGUUAUCGGCACACUCGUUGGAUUCUUCGGUGCUGCUUUUGGUAGCGUAGGAGGUGUUGGUGGUGGUGGGAUCUUCGUGCCAAUGCUCAGUUUGAUUAUUGGGUUUGAUCCAAAAUCAGCCACAGCGAUGUCAAAAUGUAUGAUCAUGGGAGCUUCUGUGUCAACUGUGUAUUACAACCUAAGAUUGAGGCAUCCUACGCUUGAUAUGCCAAUCAUUGACUAUGAUCUCGCGCUCUUGAUCCAGCCCAUGCUUAUGCUCGGAAUCAGCGUUGGUGUUGCUUUCAAUGUGAUUUUCCCAGAUUGGAUGGUCACUGUUCUACUCAUCAUACUCUUUCUCGGUACAUCAACAAAGGCGUUUUUGAAAGGUUGUGAGACUUGGAAGAAGGAAACUAUAGAGAAAAAUGAAGCUGCUAAGCGUUUAGAGUCAAACGGUGUAUCUGGCACAGAAGUUAAGUACGUGCCUCUUCCCUCAGCUCCGAGCACCAAUAAUGGAAACAAGAAGAAAGAAGAAGUCAGUAUUAUUGAAAAUGUAUACUGGAAGGAACUAGGACUUCUCGUUUUCGUCUGGGUUGUUUUCUUGUCACUUCAGAUAUUUAAGCAAAACAUGGCUACUUGUUCAGUAGCAUAUUGGGUCAUAAACUUGUUACAGAUUCCUGUUGCAGUUGGUGUAUCAGGCUAUGAAGCAGUAGCUUUGUACCAAGGUAGAAGAAUCAUUGCUUCUAAGGGACAAGGAGACUCGAGUUUGACCAUUGGUCAGCUUCUUCUUUACUGUACAUUCGGCGUAUUAGCGGGCAUAGUCGGCGGUCUACUUGGUUUAGGCGGAGGUUUCAUCAUGGGCCCAUUGUUUCUGGAGCUCGGUGUCCCUCCACAGGUCUCAAGUGCAACAGCUACAUUUGCAAUGACUUUCUCUUCAUCCAUGUCUGUUGUAGAAUACUAUCUUCUCAAACGAUUCCCUGUUCCAUAUGCUCUGUACUUUGUGGGAGUGGCAACACUUGCUGCUUUGGUUGGGCAACAUGUAGUCAGAAGACUGAUUACAGUUCUUGGCCGAGCAUCUCUCAUCAUCUUCAUCCUCGCUUCCAUGAUCUUUAUCAGCGCGAUAUCGCUUGGUGGCGUGGGAAUAGUGAACAUGAUUGGCAAAUUCCAACGGCACGAGUACAUGGGUUUCGAAAACCUCUGCAAGUACAAUGGUUAA